This is a messenger RNA of Phyllotreta striolata, 1365 nucleotides long. The record is from the annotation of a GenBank genome assembly. Lineage: Eukaryota; Metazoa; Arthropoda; Insecta; Coleoptera; Chrysomelidae.
GACCGCGGCCCCCUCGAUCCCGUCGACGAAACGAUGCCGUCCAAACGGGAAAUCCGCCGAGGCGAAGUCCUGCUGGAAGAGAAGCCCUUCGUGUGGGUGCUGUGCUCCAAGUACCGAACGGAGCGGUGCGAUUACUGCUUCACCAAGUGCCAAUUAUCGAAAUGUUCGGUGUGCCGAAGCGUCUACUACUGCGGAAGGUCGUGCCAGAAGGAAGGCUGGACGAUACACAAACUGGAAUGCCAGUAUCUGAAGGGAAUAGCGCCGAGAGUGCUGCCCGAUGCGGCCAGAAUGCUGGCCAGGUUGAUCAAGAUCCUCGAAAAGGGCGGACACCACACCAAAUCCUACUACACCGAUAAGAAAUACAGGAAAUUCAAAGACCUGAUGUCCCAUUAUCCGAACCUGAAGAACGACCAGGCCAGGAUGGAGCACUUCUCCUCGCUCUACGGCGUCCUGUACGAGUUCUUCAAAGGCGAAUCGCUUCCGAACUCCGCCGAAUUGAUGGGCAUCUUCGGCAGGAUGUGCGUGAAUUCCUUCAGCAUAUGCAACCAGGAAAUGCAGAGCCUCGGCACCGGCAUGUACCUGGGGGCCUCCGUAAUCGAUCAUUCCUGUCAACCCACCGCUGUCGUUACAUUCGAAGGCACCACGCUACAAUUGCGAGCCCUAGAAGCUCUCCCCGAUCUGGAUUGGUCCAAAGUGUUCAUCAGCUACAUCGACGUGAUGGCCACCAAGAGGGAGCGCCAGAGGGAGCUGGAGCAAACGUACUACUUCCUGUGCCGGUGCGGGAAGUGCUCGGGGCCGGAGCCGAAUCGGGAGAUGACCGGGGCCGCUUGUCCCGAGGAGACCUGCGGCAAUUGCAUCGAUUCGGUGAACAUGAGAGCGGGCGACCAGUGUACUAGAUGCGGCGCCGUUAUCACGGAGGAUUUCGUUCGAACGUUCGAGGAUGUCACGGAAAUGACCAACUUGCACUUGGAGAAUAUGAAGGAAACUACUUAUUUGGACGUUUGUAAGGCGUGUUUGAGCAAACAGAAAGGCGUGUUUUACAAGAAGAACGUGAAGCACAUAAAAACUUUGGAUUUGGCUUUCGACAGUAGCGUGGAGUUUGGGAAAUUCGACGAGGCCAUCGAGUACGGCUUGCGGAUCGUCGACAGUUUCCACGAAUAUUACGGCGAUAUUCAUCCGAUGACGGGAUUGCUGCGUUUGAAAUUGGCCAAGUUGCUGCACUACCAAAACGACGCGAAAGAGGCCAUGAAACACCUUCGAAUAGCCAAAGAUAUUUUAGCGAUCACCCACGGAACGACGAGUUCUUUGUUCAGAGAACACGUCUUCCCGCUUCUUCAGGAUGUAAUGUUAGAGAACAAAAAUUAG